CUUCGUUUGUCAUGUGAUCAUGCCCUGUAACAUUUGUAGUCCAUUAAAACGUUUUCUUUUGGUAUUAAAAUGCUUUGCAUGAAGUGGCAAGCUAUUUUGGUAUACUUUGUUACAUGUAUCUCUAUUACACUGGUAGAUGGUGGAACAUUCACCAUUGAUUACGCAGGGAACCAGUUUUUGAAAGAUGGCAAACCGUACCGCUACGUGUCUGGGAGUAUUCACUACAACUCUAUACCCCGCGUCUACUGGGAGGAUCGGCUUAACAAAAUGUAUGCAGCCGGUUUGAACUCCAUUACUACAUACAUUCCAUGGAAUUAUCACAACCCAAGACCAGAAGUUUAUGAUUUUGAUGAUAACUUGGAUUUUGUCAGCUUCCUCAAGUUGGCUCAAGACAUUGGAUUCACUGUUGUUCUCAGACCUGGACCCUAUGUGGACGCAGGCUGGGAUUUUGGUGGACUUCCAGGAUGGCUGACAGCACAUGCAAAAAACAUGGUGGUCAGAUCAAUGGAUCCAGUGUACAUUCCUGCUGUGGAGAAAUGGUUGAGUGUUCUGAUGCCAAUGGUCAAACCUCUUCUCUAUCAGAAUGGUGGACCAAUCAUUGCCGUGCAGGUAGAAAACGAAUAUGGCAGCUACUCUGCGUGCGAUUUCAACUACAUGAGAUACUUGAAAAAGACACUCCGGGAAUACCUGGGAAACGACAUUGUUUUGUUUACUGUCGACGGAGGGGCCGACUGGUACUUGAAGUGUGGAACUCUUGAGGGUCUCUACGCCACAAUAGAUUUUUCUCCCACCAUGAAUGCCACCAAGGCAUUUGAGCCUCAGAGGAGAUGGGAGCCUCAUGGCCCUUCUGUUUGUAAUGAGUUUUACACAGGAAUAAUUGACUACUGGGGUGAACCGUGGCACCAUUCUGAUUGGAGACCUAUAGCAAAGAGUCUUGAUAUUCUUCUUGCCUAUAAUGCUAGUGUUAGCAUAUAUAUGUUUGCAGGAGGAACAAAUUUUGGUUACUGGCCAGGAAUCUUACUAGGAAAACCAUUGAAGAUAGUGGUUACAAGUUAUGAUCAUGAUUCUCCAAUUACAGAGGCCGGAGAUACUACAGAAAAAUAUUUUCAAUUGAGCAAGGUUAUUAAAAAGUAUACAAGUAAUAAACCCAUGCCAGUUCCACCAAAUGUCACCAAAGUUGCGUAUGGAUCAGUUACUUUAACUAAGUUGUUUUCAAUACAAGAUGGUGUUUUAAAACUUACGUCUGGUGUUGUGAAGUCAACAUAUCCCAUCAACAUGGAGAAUCUGGGACAGUAUUAUGGUUACAUCUUAUAUCGACACACCCUUGUUAAGAGUUACAACAGUGAGAUACUGAAAAUAGAUGGCAUCAGAGACCGGGGCUAUGUGAUGGUCAACAACAAAACUGUUGGCGUAUUGAUGUAUUAUGAAAAUCAUACUUUGCCAGUGUCUGUCAAACAAGGUGACACACUGGAUAUUUUAGUGGAAAAUGUUGGUAAAGUUUUUUUUCAACCUGGACUCGACCCAAAUCAGAAGGGUAUAGUCAGCAAUGUUUCUAUUGCUGGAGAUAUUUUGAUCAACUGGGAAAUAUUUCCACUGUAUCUAGAAAAUAUAACAAACUCCAAACAUAACAAAAUGUCUAGUCAAAGUCAGCCACAUAAAAGACAAAAUGGAGGCAACUGGACAACACCAACCUUUUAUAUAGCAUCAUUUAAACUUCCUAGUGGUGCUGAACCCAGUGAUACAUUCCUAGACCCCCGGCCCUGGGGUAAGGGUCAAGUUUUCUUAAACAGUUUCAACCUGGGUAAAUACUGGCCGUCCAAGGGGCCACAAGUGACUCUGUACGUGCCGAAGAAUCUUCUAUCAACGUAUCCUCAAGAAAACAAACUUCUCAUCCUGGAACUUGAACAUGAUCCAUGCGUUACCAUGCCAACCAACUGUACCAUGAGGUUCCUCGAUAAACCAGACUUGGGAAAACCAGACCUAUUGUUGUGAUUACUUUAGAAAUGUUGGUCAUCAAAGAUUUUAAGAAAGGUCUCAUUUGAAAAACUUACGAUUUAGCUUUGUUUGUUGAAUGUUACAUAGUUAUAUAAUUCAUUUAUUUUUUUAAUGAAAAUGUACUUACUUACCUUUGCUUGACACCCAAUAGCCGAGGUGUUUUUAAACAUUCAUUCAUUCAUUCAUUCAUUCAUUCAUUCAGAAUUUGCCAAUUUUUUAAAAAGCUUUUACAUAUAUAGAGUGAAUCCCCUAUAAACCAGACACCCAAGAAAAACCAAUAUCAAGGCAACAAGUAUUAUUUAGAUGAUUUAUUUUAUAUGGUACGGUAUACAAUCAUGUAAAUAUAUAGUCAAACCUGUCUAAGCGGUCACACAAGGGAGUAGAAAAAAGUGGCCGCUUAAGACAGGUGGCCACUGAGUACAAGUUGCCACUGAGUACCAGUUGCCACAUAUAUAGUCUUUAAAACAUUUGUUGUUGUUUCUUGUUUUACCAUCUGUACAGGCUAAUCAACGGAUACGUGCUUCACAGUUGACUAUAAAUCAACUUUUGACAUGCCGUUGCCUUCAGAAAUAAUGCAAAUGGAAUGUAUUAAAUUAACCUUUCCCAACAAGUUUGUUUUAAUUUUCCAUUUAAUUAUUUAAUUCCUACUUCAUCGGUGUAUGGUCAUAGUAAGUGAACCUACAAAUGUCAAGCGUAGCCUGCCCAGUGGCAAUUAGAUGCAUUCCAGAGUCAUACUUUCUUAAUUGAUACACAGUAGAGAUGUUAGGACUGAAUGGGUACUAGUAUUCUUGAAGGUGUGAAG
This is a messenger RNA of Gigantopelta aegis, 2797 nucleotides long. Its product is annotated as beta-galactosidase-like. Gene Ontology annotation, cellular component: vacuole. Gene Ontology annotation, biological process: carbohydrate metabolic process. The transcript has 17 exons. Gene Ontology annotation, molecular function: beta-galactosidase activity. The record is from RefSeq and is a predicted model, not a curated record. Lineage: Eukaryota; Metazoa; Mollusca; Gastropoda; Neomphalida; Peltospiridae. Bases 70 to 1992 code for a protein of 640 amino acids.